AUGCCGGCGGGAUUAUCGGGAUCCAGCCCGUCUCCUAGUCCGGUGGAGCACAGCUUAAUUCCAAACGAGGAGAAGCGGGAGGCCGAUGGCGACUGCAGUGGCAGCGAUGAUGACGUGGAAAGCGUGGAGGAUGACGUGUAUGUCGGUCACCGCCAUAAACAGUCUCGUCGUUCGAUCCUUUCGGGACGGCUCGGGACGUUCGCUGCGAUGGUCAUGGCCGUCGCGUUCUUCUCAGUGGUCCUGGGGUUCGCCCUCGCCAUCUUCCUCACGUCCCACUCGCACGCCUCCUGCUCCUCCGCAUUUGACGGGGGCGGGGGCCCUCCGCCCUCCCCCACAGGCGCGCUGGACGGGCAGCCCACGGUGAUCCUCGUGUCGUUUGACGGGUUCAGACACGGGUACCACCUGAAAGCUGACACACCGAAUUUGAAUAGGAUGCUGGCAGAAGGUACAUUCGCAGAGCAUGGCAUGCUGCCCGUCUUUCCCUCGCUCACCUUCCCCUCGCACCACUCCAUGGCAACGGGCCUCCUCCCUGCAUCGCAUGGCAUCAUCGCCAACAAGUUCCGCCUCCCCUCCAACCACAGCGACGUGUUCUCACCAGGGAAUGUCGACCCCAGAUGGUGGCUGGGCGAACCCAUCUGGACCACUGUGAACCGGCAGGUGAGGGGGUGGGGAGGGCAGGGGGAAAGGUCAGGGGUGUGGGGAAUCAACACCAACAAGCUCCACAACCCCUCCAACCACAGCGACGUGUUCUCGCCUGGGAAUGUUGAACCCAGAUGGUGGCUGGGCGAACCCAUCUGGACCACUGUGAACCGGCAGGUAAGGGGAAGGGGAAGGGCGUUGAAGAGGGAUGAAACAGGAGAGGGAAAGGCAAGGGGUGUGGGUGAACCGGCAGGUGAGGGGAAGGGGAAGGGCGUUGAAGAAGGGAGCAACAGGAGAGGGAGAUGUAAGGGGCGUGGGCCAUCGUGUUCUCUCCAUUUGAUGACUGGGCGAACCCAUCUGGGCCACAGUGAACCGGCAGGUGAGGGGGUUGAAGGGGUUCGGACCAGCCUUCCCUCCUUCCUCUCACUUUUCCUCCCCUCCCCUCUUCCCCCAUUCCACAUUGCCUCCUUCUCUCCUUCCUCCCUUCCCCAAUGCCCCUUCUCCCCUUCCCCCCUUUCACCCGUCUCCCCUUCCCUUUUUCCCCUUUUUCCCCCUUUCCCCUUCGCCCAUCCCCCCUUCUUCCCCUCUCCCCUGUCGGCCUUUCGCUUUCUGCUUUUCUGGUUGUUACUUUUGCAGGGCUUGCAGGCGGCAACAGUGUUUUGGCCGGGUUCUGACGUGUCGCGACCUGAUUGGCCGUGCCCGUCAGACUACUGCCUGCAAUACAACGAGUCGAUGCCAUUUGAACAGCGAGUGGACCAGGUGCUGGCAUGGCUGGACCUGCCUGCGCCCCUCCGCCCCUCCUUCCUCUCACUCUACUUGGAGGAGCCAGACGAGAGUGGGCACCUGGGAGGCCCGGACACGCCUCUGGUUGCUGCUGCUGUGAAGCGGGUCGAUGGCAUGCUAGGGCGCCUCUUGACAGGGCUUGAUCAGAGGAGCAUGACCAACGAUGUGAAUCUGCUGCUAGUGAGCGACCAUGGCAUGCUGGCCACAUGCAAAUCGCGAGUCAUCUCCCUGGAGCAGUUCGAGCCGUUCAUCCCCGGCCUCUCCCCCGCUUGGAUCGACUUCAGCUACCCGCUUCUCGGCAUCUUCCUCCCGCAAACAGACGCGCAACGCCGCCCGGGGUCUGCCGGCCAGGACUUUCGGAUGGAUGCGGCAGCAGUCGUGGGGGCUAUGAGGAGGGCGAUUGAAGGGGGGGGCAUUGUGAAUGGAGAGGCGCUGAAGGUGUAUUUGAGGGAGGAGUUUCCUGCGGAGUUUGAGUUUUCGGGAAGCGACAGAAUACCAGCUAUCUUGGCGCUGGCAGAUGAGGGCUACUCGGUGGUAUACCACCACUCGUCAGCAUGGGAUGGGGGCAUGCACGGCUACGACAACCGCCUUCCCUCCAUGCGCUCCAUCUUCAUGGCCCGAGGGCCGCGCUUCGCCUCCCACCGCAGAAUACCCACCUUCAGGAACACAGAGCUGUACAAUGUGAUUAGAAGCAUCUUGGAGAUUGAGCCUGCACCCAACAAUGGAUUCUUUAUUUCUCUUUCCUUCAUCUCUCUCUACCCAUCUUACUGCCCCAUGCAGCUGUACAAUGUGAUAACAAGCAUCUUGGAGAUUCAGCCUGCAUCCAACAAUGGGUCCUCGUCUUUUCCAGACACUAUACUAGUCUAA
Molecule: messenger RNA, 2289 nt
Organism: Closterium sp. NIES-65
Lineage: Eukaryota; Viridiplantae; Streptophyta; Zygnematophyceae; Desmidiales; Closteriaceae
Source: the annotation of a GenBank genome assembly